CUAAGAUUAUUCCAACUAAUCUCAUAUUUAAAAGUGAUAAUAAGAUAAAAAACCUCCUCAUCAAGAGCUUGCAGGAUUUCAGAAAGCUUCGAACCCUAAUCCCUAAUUUCCAAUUCACACCUAUUGCAAUUACUGCCUCCGCCGCCACCGCCACCGCCAUAAACGCUCCGCGUACUGUCACAAUCGUCACAGAUUCAAGUGAAGGAUCUGCUCAUUAUCGUAGUUACGAGAAACAGGCAUAAUUUCAGUUGUCUUAGAGGAAGGGAGUGUCGGGCAGGAUUACUAAUACUAUUUUGUUUGAUCUGAAACGGUGCAUCCAGAUUGCCAAUGGGGAAAAACGACUUUCUCACACCUAAGGCAAUUGCCAAUCGAAUUAAAGCAAAAGGACUGCAGAAGCUUCGGUGGUAUUGCCAGAUGUGCCAGAAGCAGUGUCGUGAUGAGAAUGGUUUCAAAUGCCAUUGCAUGAGUGAAGGGCACCAGCGUCAAAUGCAAAUUUUUGGACAAAACCCAACCCGCAUAAUUGAGGGCUAUACCGAAGAAUUUGAGACUACGUUUCUUGAACACAUGAAGCGUAGCCAUCGGUUUAGCCGUGUGGCUGCGACUGUAGUGUAUAAUGAAUAUAUAAAUGAUAGAAACCAUGUUCAUAUGAACUCCACUGAGUGGGCUACACUUACUGAAUUUGUUAAGUACUUGGGUCGAACUGGAAAAUGUAAGGUUGAAGAAACACCCAAGGGAUGGUUCAUUACAUACAUAGACAGAGAUUCAGAAACCCUGUUCAAGGAGAAGAUGAAGAAUAAGAGAAUCAAGGCAGAUUUGGUAGAUGAAGAAAAACAAGAGAAGGAGAUCCAGAAACAAAUUGAAAGGGCUGAGCAAUUGGUGCAGCUAUCUAAUCCAGAGUCCGAUCAGCCUUCACAGGUAGAGACUACAAGGGAACUAAAUGCAGAAGAUGGAAUUAAGAUAGGAUUUUCUCUUGGGUCGUCUGCUAAACCUAUAGCCAAGGAUAAAGGUGAGGCAUCGAGGAUGGCGUUUGACGAGGUUGAUGAAGAGAAAUAUGAGGAAAAGAAUCCUGUAAACAAUUUGAAGAGGAAAGAAAGUGGUGGUGGAAAAUCAACUUUGGAUGAAAUGAUCCGGGAGGAAGAGAGGAAAAAGGAAAAAAUCAACAGGAAGGAUUAUUGGUUGCAUGAGGGAAUUGUCGUUAAGGUUAUGAGCAAAGUCUUGGCAGAGAAGGGAUACUACAAACAAAAAGGUGUUGUGAGAAAAGUGAUUGACAAGUAUGUAGGGGAAAUUGAAAUGCUAGAAAGCAAGCAUGUGCUCAGAGUUGAUCAAGAAGAGCUUGAAACUGUGAUACCACAGGUUGGAGGACGUGUAAAAAUUGUAAAUGGGGCUUAUCGUGGAUCCCUUGCUAGGCUGCUCGGGGUGGAUACAGAUCGAUUUUGUGCUAAGGUGCAGAUAGAGAAAGGUGCCUAUGAUGGUAGGGUGCUUAAAGCCGUGGAAUAUGAGGAUAUUUGUAAAGUAGCCUAGUGAGUUUGAUUUAAUGAUAAUUUUUGUGAUUCUGUUCAUUUGCAGGAGUUGGAACAUUUGUUGUUAUGUAUUAUGCAGAAGCUCUAGACUCUAGUGUCAUCUCUAUAACAUAAGUUAAACCAUGGCAAUUAUCUCUUUUGGUAAUUUAGAAUUCUGAUUUCUGGCUAUAAUUAAUGCCAGAAAAGUGCAUAAAAGGCUGGUGACUGCUAGUAACCAUUGUAUCAUGUUUGAUUGUAAAUGUUAUUCAGUUUUAUUUCUGAAUGUUACUGGUGAAAUAGAAAGAGCUCUUGUGGGUG
Lathyrus oleraceus (garden pea) is the source of this 1817-nucleotide messenger RNA. RefSeq names its product KIN17-like protein. Gene Ontology annotation, cellular component: nucleus. The record is from RefSeq and is a predicted model, not a curated record. Gene Ontology annotation, biological process: DNA replication; DNA damage response. Lineage: Eukaryota; Viridiplantae; Streptophyta; Magnoliopsida; Fabales; Fabaceae. Gene Ontology annotation, molecular function: double-stranded DNA binding. The transcript is spliced from 3 exons. Bases 328 to 1521 code for a protein of 397 amino acids.